Molecule: messenger RNA, 617 nt
Organism: Cooperia oncophora
Lineage: Eukaryota; Metazoa; Nematoda; Chromadorea; Rhabditida; Trichostrongylidae
Source: the annotation of a GenBank genome assembly
AUGUUUGAUUCGCCCUAUGCUGACUUACCACGUGAUCAUCCUUGUGUGGAGGAAGGCAUUAGUAUCAACGAAUCGAUUGACAAGCUAUUCAUAGAUGAUCCGGAAUGCAUGGUCCGUAUCUCGCCAAGGUCCACUCAAAAACUGUUCACGUACCGUACUCCAAUACUUUACAGAGGAGCAAGGGAUCCUAACUUUUCAGUUGUGGACUACCACGGUCCUGGAUUCAUCACCCAUACCGAAGAACGUCUUAUUGAAGAGCAUUACCGCCACAAUUAUGUGGAUCACAAUGGGGACUUUUUCAAUCCAGUGGAACUUGGUUCAGUUAAAACGUUGAAUUCGCCAAUAGGCGCUACAUUAGUAUAUUCUGAAGUCCCAGACAGUACUUCGGAUAGUACCACUUGCGAUGAACCGGAUGACGUCAUUAAGAUCGUAAGGACAGCCACUCCAGAGAUUGUUGAAAGUCAUGAAGAAUCUGUGAUAGUCUGCACUGAGGUAGAGACGCCGUCGAAGCAGCUCGCCUCUGAUGAAGAUGGUACGGAUGAAGAAGAAGAAGUGGAAGUGUCUUCACUGGCAAGCGGAACCGGCAAGGUAUGUGGGCGAGCAAGAGUGGUUUACAU